UCUGCGUUCACCGGAUCGCCGCAGCGGCUUGUGAGGACGCUCGCAUGCAGCCUCAUUGGCACACGUCCCGGCCUGCAGGGGUGGAGCGUAUCGGGGGCUGCCUCUGAUGUUCGGUCAUCCACACAGCAGUACGGCUGCAGUCAGCGACAGGAGAGGAGGGCCUGAGACGGAGCCGCUGAAGGAGAGGCAGCUGGGAAUUGUGUUCCUGUUGAAUUGCUGGAUCUUUGCGCAUUCCCCAUCCCGAAUAACGGUCACUUCAGGGAGAGAUUAUUUGGGAUAUCAGGGAAUUACAGACGCUUGUUGUGCUCGUCUUUUAAAGCUGUGUCAUUUUUGAAUGAGUGUUCAAACUGUUGGACUUUCCUCGUCAUCAAAUGGAUGCGAGUGCGUGAGGGGAAUACUAAUGAACGGCGCUCUGCGUCCUGCCGAGGCGCACCGCUUCUCUCUCUGCUGCUGCUGCUGCUGCUGUUGCUGCUCCUGAGGGCCACAGCAGAACCUAUCGAUCAUCCAGAGCGUAGCCCCCACUGUCUGCCGACCUGGGGAAUUUUACUGCUACAACCCAGGAAUUAACGAGCCGCAUCUGAGCUUUGGAACCUUGCAUUUCCAGUUUGGGGAGGGUGGAUACAAUCCCCCUGCAGGGGAUAAAAGCCAAAAUGGGGAACAGCUUCUCCAACAUCUCUGCCUUCCAGUCGCUCCACAUCGUCAUGCUGGGUUUGGACUCCGCCGGUAAGACCACCGUUCUUUAUAGACUGAAAUUCAACGAAUUCGUCAACACCGUCCCCACGAUCGGCUUUAACACGGAGAAGAUCCGGCUGAGCAACGGCACGGCGAAGGGCAUCAGCUGUCACUUUUGGGACGUGGGGGGACAGGAGAAGCUGCGGCCCCUGUGGAAGUCCUACAGCCGCUGCACGGACGGCAUCAUCUACGUGGUGGACUCGGUGGACGUGGACCGACUGGAGGAGGCCAAGACCGAGCUGCACAAGGUCACCAAGUUUGCGGAGAACCAGGGAACGCCGCUGCUGGUCAUCGCCAACAAGCAGGACCUGCCCAAGUCCCUGCCAGUGGCCGACAUCGAGAAGCAGCUGGCCCUGCACGAACUCACGCCCUCCACCACCUACCACAUUCAGCCCGCCUGCGCCAUCAUAGGCGAGGGGCUCCACGAGGGCAUGGACAAGCUGUACGAGAUGAUCGUGAAGAGGAGGAAGUCCCUGAAGCAGAAGAAGAAGCAGCGGUAACAGCGGGACUCUGUUUCUGCCUGACUUAAUGUGAGGAAUCCGGGUUCUGGCACCCAAGGCGGGUUGACUUCCCUUAUUUUCUUCCAUCCUGUGUUUCGGAUUAAACCUGUGAAGCUCUGCUGAAUGAUGGUUUUGCACACUGAAGGUGGCAGGGUGAUCAACACAACAUUAAACCAAAAAAAGACCUACGGUACAAUAGGAUCCAGAAACGUUGUGAGGAAAACAGGCUGGCCUGUUUCAUCUGCUGCUUUAUCUAUGACUUUAAAGGAAUAGUUCCGACAUUUUGAAGUGAGGGUCUGUGAAGUUGGAUCACCUGUAGGAGACACGUGUCAUUUUGCAGGGAGUUGGUUGAAAAGUGAGGAAAUCAUCAGAGUGAUGAAACUGUACAUGAUUAUAUUUUAGGGAUUCGACACCAUAUUAGCUGUCUCAGUAGUUGGUUACCAGUCUCAAGGGUUUAAAAAGCUCUGAUUUCAAAACAGAUGACUUUUCUCUUUUUUUUUUUUAGCACAGUGGUCCUGUAUAUUACAAUUCUUUUUAAUGACACUGCUGGUCAGCUGGCUGAAAGAAGGCUACUAUGUAUCUAAAAUACUUAUGAAAAAGACCAAUUUGUCUGUUUAGAAAUAUUUCCUCAAAAAACAGGAAAAGGAGUGCCACCCAUCACUCUUAUAAAAGUUGUACAGUUUUAAAAAUACAGCCAGCAAGCUGAUUUAAAUAACAACAAUUACCUCAUGUUUCUCAUUUUUGUUCGAAACCUCUUAGUAGCGUUAUACAAUGUAACUGUGGUAUUUUUACACAAGGCUAUCGUACUGUGAGACUCUCAAACCAUCCUAUGCUCACUGCUAGGGCCACAAUUCAUUAGGGCUUACCAGGGCUAGGGCCCCCGUUAUUUUUUUCCAGAAAAUUACCCCGGUUGACUGACAAUUAAUUGGCUGUGUGGAUUAAUACAGCCGGCAGGUCAAAUCAAUUUAAGUUUAUCCUAGUAACCAGAAUGAUUUUCAGAGAGAAAACAGAAACAUGAGAGCUAAUUUCUGCUAAUUUAAUGUUGUACCCCCCCCGGAUAUAAACAUUUUCAGUUGAAAUUGUUCUGCUAAUAUCUGUGAAAAACAGUGUCUUUCAAAUGUAACAACAGCAAAUCUUUUGCAGUUAGUGUUCUGACUAGCUGUUAGCCUUCACCCACUCUUAAGGUUUCACCACUUUUCUUAAAACUAACUGUAGUAUGACAUGGAAACAUUACUGUUGAUAGCUUUUACUGAACAUUGUUUAAAAAAUCGGAACUAACUCUUUAACACCGAAGAAGCUGUGGCUCACUGGGACUGCAUUCAUUGACUCAGUUAAACUUUUAUUUUCAUCCGCAGAAUGCGUUUUUGGAAUCACAAGUUUGAUUUUGCAUGUAGCUGGGGUCACAGGUGCCUCGGCUCUUUUUAUGUUUUCUCACAGACAUCUGUAGUAUCAGUUGAAUAUUAUGGGUGUCACACAGACUGUUCUGGUUUUUGUUUUCUUUUUUAUUUGGAGCAUUGAAGUAGCCUUUCCUCUGCAAUGUGGACUGAGGACAGCGUCCACUACUUUGCACUUUUCAUUUGCUAACAAACCAGUAGGAAACUACACUGUAUUAAUAAAGAAGCAGAUCCAGGUUGUUUAUGUACCAAGAGGCCAAAAUUGAAGUAUUUUUUGAAUAUUAAAAGAUUUUAAGCCCAGAA
This is a messenger RNA of Girardinichthys multiradiatus, 2929 nucleotides long. RefSeq names its product ADP-ribosylation factor-like protein 4C. Gene Ontology annotation, molecular function: GTP binding; GTPase activity. The record is from RefSeq and is a predicted model, not a curated record. The coding region runs from base 651 to 1232 and encodes 193 amino acids. Gene Ontology annotation, cellular component: cytoplasm. Gene Ontology annotation, biological process: endocytic recycling; intracellular protein transport. Lineage: Eukaryota; Metazoa; Chordata; Actinopteri; Cyprinodontiformes; Goodeidae. The transcript has a single exon.